Wyeomyia smithii (pitcher-plant mosquito) is the source of this 4592-nucleotide messenger RNA. RefSeq lists its product as uncharacterized. The coding region runs from base 702 to 4130 and encodes 1142 amino acids. The transcript has 7 exons. NCBI's taxonomy places the organism in Eukaryota, Metazoa, Arthropoda, Insecta, Diptera, Culicidae. The record is from RefSeq and is a predicted model, not a curated record.
CGAAUCGGUUGGUUGGUCCGUUGUCUCGGAGUAUCGUGUCGUAUAUUUUCCUUCGCGUACCGCACGUUAAACAGCCAGCGCCUAUAACCAGGAAGCAGUAAACUUUGGCGAGUACGAAAAAGGGGCGCAUGGCUCUAACAGUUUAUCGUGUUUAUUCUCUAUUAAGUUGUGGCACCACCAGUAGCACACUGAAAAAGCUCAACAAUUGUUAGUAUGUCGCGUUCGUGCUCUUUUAGCGUUUUAUCGUGCUCGUUUAAACUUGUUUCUGUUUUUCACGUUCUGUGGUGAGGCAAUUUUUUCAAUAGUCAAUUGAAAACGAACAAAAAAAAGCCGACAAAAUGCCAUCAUCAUCGGAGUGACGUAUGAUCAAAAUAAUCAUAAACUCUCACGUGCUACUGAGAAGUACUUCGUACGAUAACCAUUAUAACACAACCACUUCACAAGCCGCGAAUAGUCAUUCAGUUUUGGCUAAAUUUAGUCUAUCAGUGCUCGAAACUCCACCAAGCGACCACAAGCUCAACAAACGCGUUGAAUGAGAACGGUUUGAGCUUCCCCUCAUAACUUCCUGUUCUUCCACCAACUACGCGUUAUUUCAAUUCGCUAGAACCAAACUAUCAUCGCAAUAUGCCGUCACUAAGUACCUAAUAAUCAACUCCAUAAACACUCCUACUCGAAAGCAGCACCAAGAAAGAAGCAACAAAAUGCGCGCAAAAGCCGGCACACUGGACGAGAUUAGCAAAUCGAUCGCCGAGUCGGACGACGAUACGACGCGUUCCUCCUCGGGUGGAGGAUCAAGUGGAGCAGCUCAGCGAAAACCCGACCUGAGUCUGCUACGCAAACCGAUCCUGACGGCGGUGACCGGUUUUCUCGAAGCCCACAAAGCGUACGAAGCGGGCACCGAAGAGCUGCGUAAAUUGCUAACUAGCGAGUGUGAUCUGUUGUAUGAAUGUCGGGUUUGUCGCAACAUCUUUCGCAGCCUGACCAAUUUUAUAUCGCACAAGCGGGUGUACUGUCGGAAGCUGUUCAAUGCGGCUCAGAAUUUUCAUUUUCAAAAUGAUGGUUUUUUGGACCAAGACAUCGCCACAAUUCUGCAGGCCGAGCAGGAAAGUCAGCGAAAGGCGAAGCGUGUUCACGCAGACAUUCUGAACAAGGAUCUGUCCAGCAUAAUCGAGCGACUGAAACGCAAACAGCACAACAGUAACAGCGUCGAAAAUAACCUGACUGACUAUUACGAUAAGAUUAACUGUAAAAUAGCGCAAGAUGAUCUCAAACGGCAGCAGCACGUGCUCCAGCUGGACAGCGUUCCUCAUUCCCGGGCGGCCGUCUAUCAAACGGUUCGGCAUGGCAUCAUCGCCGACAACAUGCAGGCACAAGUCGGUGAGCUGGAAAAUUUGGCUAACAAUAAUAACACCGUGCUCGGGCUGGAUGGAAAAGUUCUGGAUCCGUCGUCACGGCCACAAUCGACGACAUCGGUGGCGUUUGAAUCUACAAAUCAGUAUUUUAAACCGAUUGAAACGGAUAAGGUACUGAACUGUCAUGAGUGUAAUUUGCAGUUCGAUACGGAAAGUAUGCUUCAGCUGCACGGUGAAAUGAAGCACACGCCAUCGACGUUUGUCUAUACAUGCCCUUCGUGUCCGCAAACCUUCAUGACGCCAGGAUCGGUGAUUCGACAUCUUAGUAAUGACCACAAAAAAUCUAUGCGCCGAAUAAAGUUGAUGCGCGAAGCCAUACUUAAGCGCCGCACCCGGAUGGAUGAAUUAGUGCUGAAAGCUCCAUCCAGAGAAGUGUCUCGUCUGUUACAAUCCGCCGCUGGAAGUAACACUCGCACCAGUUCACCCUUGGAUCAGAAACCAUCGGAGGAAGCACGUGAUGAGGCGGCCGCCACCCGAGCUUGGAUGGAAAAUCUGGAACAUUUCGAUCAUGGCCCAAUGUGUUCCUACUGUGGCAAAACGUUUGACCGCAAAGCGGUACUAGCGACCCACCGGCAGACCUGUACGCAAAAAAUCCGUCAGACGGAAAAUGGUGCUGUAUCGGUUCCACUACCUUCCAAAGCGGGAAACUCUUCCGGCAGGCGCAGUAAAGUGAAACAUUCUCCUGCUUCCCCACAGCUACCGGUUGGUGUUAAAAUUAAGCAGGAACCUGAAGAUUCUACGGCACAUAGCAGCGAUGAAUCCAACUCGAACGAUGUGCCGCUUGCGGCACUGCAAAGCCGAAUUCCUCAGGACCAAAUGGAAUCUACCAGCUGCGCUAGUGUAAGUGAAAGUGUGCUAACGAUCAAACCUGAAGAACUUGCGUCACUAAGCUGCACCGAAGGCAGCAGACGCAAACGUAAGAAGCCCACUAUAAUGCUUCGCAACGCCACCGACGACAUCAGUUGGGAACAGGACGAGCCCCAGCAAGAUUCGUCAGCGGAUAAAAAUGAAGAGUUGAUUGUACCUAACAUUAAGAAAGAACCGACAGAAUACACGGUUACUGUGAAGCUUCCACCAAAGGCCAAACGCGCACCACGGGUUCGAAAGAAACGCGCACAGGAAGAGGAACUCAACGAGAAGGAAAUGCGAGAACGGUUGGAGGUGAAUGGUGAGAUUGUGUGCCGAUGCGGUAAACGGUAUGAUGAUCCUGAAAAGUACAAACGUCAUUUAAGGGUGUUUCAUAAUCGCCAGCGCCGAUACUGGUGCGCUGUUUGUGACUUCAAGGGCUACCGGAAGGUGGACACGGUUAAUCAUUUGUUGCAGGAUCACAGCUACAAAGGCGACCAGAAAGAUAUUGGUUCGUUGAUAAAUAUCCAACCAGUCGAGAAAGACGAUAAAAUUCUGCCAGAAGAAACAACACAACCAAUAAGCUCUGUUAUUGAGAGUGUUAACCGUAAUUGUGAUACCAGUGGAACUGACAUAUCCUUCACCGAGUCCACUGCCUGCAACGCUUCCGUUGACACUUCCAAUACAGCAGCUGAUCUAACAAACGCAAACCUAGCGCCACCAGUACGGGAACUCGAUGAAUCACCCCGGAAACGCGCUCGACAAAAAAUUGUCCGAGAGUCACUUUCCCUGUUGAAAGACUCCGACAGCAAAUCAAAAGUCGUGGAACAAAAAGACGACGACUGUACUAGUCCUACCUCGAAGCGGCCUAUAAGAAACCGCAUCAAACCUGUAGACAAAGAUUUCGUUUAUGAUCUGACCCAUUUUCUCCAUAAGGAAGAAGAUCUCGAAGAUUUUCCGCUACCUGAACUAGUCGUGGAUAAGCCUGUGGUAUCCCCCAUUAAACCUAAAUCCGAACCUAGUCGUACACCUUCCGCGUCCCAAUCGGCGGAAAAACGAGUGGAAAACAAACGGGAAACCCUGCGAUCCCAUGCUCCUAAGCCCAAGCUACUGCCACCGGAGUUAACACGGGGAGCAGCUUAUCAAAUGGCCAAGCGGCAGGUGGACCAAGGUCUAGCAGCAUUCUAUCGGCUGCCCGAGCUUCCUCAAGAACGUGCCUUUAACCCGGGGAGAAUAUCUCCGCAGAAAAAACGCUCUGUAACUGGCAUCCAAGAUUGGCCCGUGAUAAAGAAAGAGCGCAAAUCCGGGUCGAUCACCAAGGAUAAAUCCGACAGACAAAUCAAACGCAAGUAUACGAAACGUGCCUCAACCGGCUCUAUUCUGCCGGAGUUGAUUCGAGAGAAGCGAAAAUCCAUCCCCCGGCGCAACAGUGUCGUUCCGUUGCCCCAGAAAAUCUCCGCUUCGAUAGAGAUUCUUAAUAAGUUGAACGCGUCCCGAAGUGCAGCGGGACUGGAGGUGGUCCGGAUGACCGAUUUUCCGGUUAUGGUAAAGUGUCCGACCGAGGCCGAAUUCCGUCGCUACAUAGAGGCUCACCUGACGGAUCACCGGGCAAAACUGUCUCAGGUUAACCUCAACGGUACCACAGCGGAAGAUGUUGGUAUCGUUUCACUGUCGGCAGAGCCUCGAAAACGUAUCACCCUAAUGCAGCGGCUGCAGGAGAACAGAAGCAAGCGAUUACAGCAAACUACCAGCCCGGCCAAAUCGGAUGGAACUGCACCAACGGUACCUUCGUCUCUAAACGGGGACACUUCCAAACCGUUGAAAGUAACCGAAUUGCUGCAAGCCAAAUUAAAAAGAUGUUCAUCGAUGUAAGCUUAGCUUAGCGAAAAAUGAAUUAGUUUUCAUAUAAUUAGGACGCAGUUUUUAGUGCUUUACUUUCGCUUUGGUUUCUCGAAAGAGACAGAUAUGAGAUAGAUCAACAUUAUUGAAGCAUUUCAAUUGGAUUUUAAGUUUUUAACAAACAAUUUUUAUUCGGUUACCAGCAUUUGUUUUUGUGCGCACUGCGUAUUACGUUACACUAGCAUUGUUUUCAGUUUGUACGAUAACUUACCGCCAGAACCUUACGUAUUCCGUAGUAGGAUUAGAAACUAGCAUUAAAUUUGUGAUUGCUAGAGGUUAUUUUUCACGACAAACAUACAAUUGUUUCAACCUGUGAAGGGAAAUCUAGUUCAAAACCAACCUGAGUGUGUGUGUACCGUUUGGUUAGAGAAAAGUAGUAAACUUACUACGAACGACUUGUAAAUAAAACAGAAAAACCGGCAACGGACGAAGUAA